GAGUGAUGAAUGCAGGUCAAUUGCCCUGCUGUGGUGGCUGCGAGGGACCAAUGCCCAUUGUUGGAGCUUUCUCUCUCUUCUCUAUGUUAAGAAUAAUGGCCAAUAGGAAUCGAGAGCUUACUGUUUGCACUGUUUUCACUGCUUUGUACUGAUGAGCUCUUUUACUCCUCCACAAUCCUAUGAGUGAACGUCCUGGGAGGAGCCCCAGGACACAACCCGGACCGCAGGACCAAGAUGAUAUCAAUACACAGUCUUUCGGAGCUGGAACGUCUGAAGCUGCAAGAGACUGCUUACCACGAACUAGUGGCCAGACAUUUCCUCUCUGAAUUCAAACCUGAUAGAGCUCUACCUAUUGACCGUCCAAACACCUUGGAGAAGUGGUUUCUGAUUCUGAGAGGACAACAGAGGGUCAUAUCACUGAAGACAUUUGGCAUUCGUCUGGAGGAGGUGUUGGUGAAUGAGCUUACCCGCCGCAAGCAUCUUGAACUAAGAGCCGAGAUGCAGAUUGAAGAAUCCACUGGUCAGGCUUCGGGCCGUCGUCGGGGAAACGUGGUGCAAAGGAUGUUUGGCCGCAUUAGGCGCUUUUUCAGUCGCAGACGGGAUGAGCCCUCCUUGCCCCGGGAGUUCACUCGCCGUGGGCGUCGAGGUGCAGUAUCUGUGGAUAGCUUGGCUGAACUGGAGGAUGGGGCCCUGCUGCUGCAGACCUUGCAGCUUUCCAAGAUUUCCUUUCCAAUUGGCCAGCGACUUCUUGGAUCCAAAAGGAAAAUGAGCCUCAACCCAAUUGCUAAACAAAUCCCCCAAGUUGUUGAGGUUUGCUGCAACUUCAUUGAGAAACAUGGCUUAAGCACAGUGGGGAUUUUCACCCUGGAAUAUUCUGAGGAGAGAGUGCGUGAGCUCCGUGAAGAAUUUGAUCAAGGUUUGGAUAUAGUGCUGGAUGACACUCAGAAUGUGCAUGAUGUGGCUGCGCUUCUCAAGGAGUUUUUCCGUGACAUGAAGGACUCUCUGCUGCCAGAUGAUCUGUACAUGUCCUUCCUCUUGACAGCAACUCUGAAGCCGCAGGAUCAGCUUUCUGCCCUGCAAUUGCUGGUUUACCUGAUGCCACCUUGCCACAGUGACACUCUGGAGCGUCUGCUGAAGGCUCUGCAUAAAAUCACUGAGAACUGCGAAGAUUCCAUUGGCUUUGAUGGACAGUUGGUUUCAGGCAACCGUAUGACUUCCACCAAUUUAGCCUUGGUGUUUGGAUCUGCCCUUCUGAAGAAGGGGAGAUUUGCCAAAAGGGAGUCCAGGAAAACAAGACUGGGGAUUGACCACUAUGUUGCAUCUGUCAAUGUGGUCCGUGCCAUGAUUGAUAAUUGGGAUAUCCUCUUCCAGGUGCCUCCCCAUAUUCAGAGGCAGGUUGCUAAGCGUGUGUGGAAAUCCAGUCCUGAAGCCCUUGAUUUUAUCAGACGUAGGAAUUUGAGGAAGAUCCAGAGUGCGCGGAUAAAGAUGGAAGAGGAUGCUUUACUUUCUGAUCCAGUAGAAAGCUCUGCUGAAGCCCGGGCUGCUGUCCUUGCUCAAAGCAAGCCUUUUGAUGAAGGUCAGUUCCCUGCUGGAGGUCAGGCCCUUGCUGAAGGUCAGGCCCUUGCUGAAGGUCAGUCCCUUGGUGAAGGUCAGGCCCUUCCUGAAGGCCAGGUCCUUGCUGAAGAUGAGCCCCUUGAGGAAGAUGAGUCCUCUGAGGAAGAUGUGUCAGUCAAUGAAGAGCUAGUAUUUGAAUAUCUCAAUCAAGGAGUAGUCUUUGGGGAAGUCCAAGGUCUCGAGAUCCCAAAUGACCUUGAGAUUCAAGGCCCACAUCUUGAAGGCAUACCAGAGCUUGAUGAAGAAGAUGAUGAUGAUGACGAUGACGAUGAUGAUGAUACCUUGAAUUUUGAUGAUCUUCCUCCCCUUGAGGACAUUCUAGACCCUGAUGAUGAAAUUCCAGAACUCAUUGAAAUCCAAGACUUUGAGGAAAUACCAUACUUUGAUAUGGUCCCAGAUCCUGAAGAAGCCCCACAUGUGCAAGAAAUCCCCAACCCUGGAGAAAACCCAAAUCCUGACCUUGAAGAAGGACCAGAUUUUGAAGACGACCAAAAUCUUGACCUUGCAGAAGUUCCCUAUCUUGAUGUAAUUCCGAACAAUGAAGGAGCCUCAGAUACAGAUGAAGUCCCAGAUAAUGGAGAAGCCCAAGACACUGAUGAAAUCCCAGACCAUGCAGAUGCCUCAGAUAGUGAUGAAAACCCAGAGUCUGAAGAAGACCCCAAUCUUGAAGAGGUCCCAGCUCUUGAAAUCCCAAAUGAUGAAACCUCAAAUGCUGCAGAAAUUCCAGACCACGAAGAAGUCCCAGCAGUCAAUGGGAUUUCAGACUCUGACGAAGACCUUGAUUUUGAAGAAGUCCCAGCUCUUCAUGUGGUCCCAAGCCCUGAAGAAGCCUCAAGUGGUCAUGAAAUCCCAAAUCAUGAAGAAUCCCCAGAAGUUAAUGGACUCUCAGACUCUGAAGAUCUCAAUCUCGAGGAAGUCCCAGCUCUUGAUGAAGUCCCAAAUAAUGAAGAAACCUCAGAGACUGAAGAAAUUCCCAAUCAUGAAGAAACUCCAGAGGUCAAUGGAAUUGCAGGCUCUGAAGAAGACUCCAAUCCCGAAGAGGUCCCAGCUCUCCAUGUGAUAACGAGUCCUGAAGAUGUCUCUGAUUUUGAUGAAAUUCAAGACCAGGAAGAAUCCUCAGAUGUGAGUGGAGUUCCAAACAAUGAAGAAGCCUCAGAUGCUGAAGAAAUACCAGGACACGAAGAAGCCUCUGAUGUCACUGGAAUCCAAGACUCUGAAGAAAACCCCAAUCGUGAAAAAAACUCAGUUUUUAAUGUGGUUCCAGAACCAGAGGCUGCUGAAAUUCACAACAAAAUUCCAGAUUCUCAGAAAGACCGCGCCAACACUUUUGAAGAAGAUGAAGUUACCGAUGUGGCUCCAGAGCCUGAAGAGGUCUCCAUUCUCAAUACAAUUCCAGACCCUCAGCCAGACCUGGCCGUCAAUCUUCAAGAAAUCAUGAAUGUGGAAGCAGUCCCAAUGCCUAAUGAUCUUGACUCUAAAGAAGUUCAGAAUCCAAAGGCAAUCCAGUUCCAUAAAGAAGUUGCAGAUGUUACAUUUCUUGUAGAUACCACUCUCCUUAAAAACAAGUCUCAGCCUGGCCGAGUCAUGGACUACAAGUCCUCCCCAGAGUCAUUGAGGACCGACACCUGCUUUCUCUCCUACAUGAAGUGCUGUUCCUCUGAGGAGCCAGCUGUGCCUCCCGGCACUGCCCGUUCCCAUGACGAUGAGGAAGGAGCGGGUAACCCCCCAAUUCUGGAGCAAGACCGCCCAUUGCUCCGUGUGCCCCGGGAGAAGGAGGCCAAAACUGGCAUCGGCUACUUCUUUCCUUAGGUGUUUUUCCUUCUAUAAGGUGCCGGACAGGGGAAAAGGGUGGGGGUAGACCUGAGAUGUCACAGGAAACAUUAAGAAGAGUCUUACAGGUAAAGAUCUGAGGGUGAGAAGGAGUUCCACCUGAUGCUCGGGUCAGGCUGAGAAUUCCAAACACACAGCCAGCCCCUUCACUGGGGAUACUUGGUUCCUUCAGUUGGUAAAAGCAGAGAUGUUUCUGUGUCAUGCCCAGGCUCCCUGGUGCUACCUUGCCUUUCUCUUUUACCCCUGAUCCUGGCUUUCCCUCACUACUGCUCUUUCUUUAAUUGAUGUGACAUUUGUGGUAAACACCUGUCCCAGAGAAGCUCACAAAUCUCGAGGUGCUUUCCCUCCCCCACAGGGGAUUGCAUGUUUUUCCUGACUUUCCUACCCUCCUCCCGAGAGCUUAAUUGGAAAGGCCCUCAAGAGGCAUGCUAGAACGUUAGUUCAGCCUACUGACAGCUGACAAUUAAUGCUAACCCAUGUCAAACCAACCCAUAGCCAUGUCCCUGCAGCAACCCCACCACCUCAGGAUAUUUUUUUCCCAAAUUAUUCAGGCCACUGGCAUGUCAAACAGCCCCUCCCAAAAUUCUGUGCAGUUUUGUUCAGGCCAUGCCAACAGAAACAUCUCAAGUGUAAGCCUAACUAGCUUUUCUAGGAUCAAAAUUUAGAGGAAAAAUUUGAUUUUAUUACCUGGAUCUGUUUUACAGACAGCUGGUGUUCACACCCCCUUGUCAGUGAAACAGUUAGUUAGGUACGGACACAUAGUUCCAAGUAGUUAAAGUCACCUGAUUACAAAUGUUCUUAUCUAUUGUCUCUGUAGUUCCUCUAUGCAGGACGGUACAAAUUUGCGGGACAUGCUCUGGUAACACAGAUAUGGGUUACGUAUGACAUCCAAAACUGUAGCUGAUAUUGAUGGGUAACAACUGCUAAGGUCCAUAGAAUGAAGAACGUAUUGUAUUGAGGGAUAGAAAUUGAUCACACAAUGGGUAACAACCGCAGAACUCGAAGAUUUGUGAUUGUUAAAACUUCUCUGGCAUUUAAUCAUUAAUAAACAUCUGUAUUGUGACAGCAGCAUA
Equus caballus (horse) is the source of this 4517-nucleotide messenger RNA. The record is from RefSeq and is a predicted model, not a curated record. NCBI's taxonomy places the organism in Eukaryota, Metazoa, Chordata, Mammalia, Perissodactyla, Equidae.